GUGAAAUGGCAGAAAAUGUGUAUGAAAAUGUUGCCGUAAUAGUUGGGGAAAACAAAGGUCUUCGAGAUGAUGAAGCCCCAAAGAGGAGGUCAAAGGUCACUGGGGGCAGGGUGGCUCUAGGGGUACUCAGUCUGCUGUUUUUGGCAGGUGUUGUUGCUCUCAUCAUGUAUUAUAACAGCCCAUUCAAAAAAGAUUCUGAAGCAACAACAGAAAUGACGGCUGUCGCAGUGAAUUUUACAGAAAUACAAACAACUCCAGCACAGACAACAGCAGCAGUUUCAACAUGCAGCAGUGUGGCCCAGUGUGAUGAGGACUGGGAACUUAAUGGUACACAGUGCUAUUAUUUCUCUAACAGAAGCCUCCAACUAACCUGGACCAGCAGCAAAGACAAGUGCCAGAGCAAAAGAGGAGACCUGAUCAAGAUAGAGAGCAGAGAGGAACAGGAAUUUCUGGAUGGUAGAGUUCGUCUGCUGAUGGAUGCCGAGGAUGAGAGAUUUUGGAUUGGACUGACAGACUCACAGACAGAAGGGGAAUGGCUGUGGACCGAUGGCUCUCCACUGAACCAGAGGUGA
Periophthalmus magnuspinnatus is the source of this 572-nucleotide messenger RNA. RefSeq names its product C-type lectin domain family 9 member A-like. The record is from RefSeq and is a predicted model, not a curated record. The coding region runs from base 6 to 572 and encodes 188 amino acids. The transcript has 6 exons. Gene Ontology annotation, molecular function: pattern recognition receptor activity; (1->3)-beta-D-glucan binding. Gene Ontology annotation, biological process: positive regulation of wound healing; phagocytosis, recognition; positive regulation of cell migration. Gene Ontology annotation, cellular component: cell surface. NCBI's taxonomy places the organism in Eukaryota, Metazoa, Chordata, Actinopteri, Gobiiformes, Gobiidae.